This is a messenger RNA of Oncorhynchus keta (chum salmon), 3184 nucleotides long. Its product is annotated as cation channel sperm-associated auxiliary subunit TMEM249-like. The coding region runs from base 1324 to 1713 and encodes 129 amino acids. The transcript has 5 exons. NCBI's taxonomy places the organism in Eukaryota, Metazoa, Chordata, Actinopteri, Salmoniformes, Salmonidae. The record is from RefSeq and is a predicted model, not a curated record.
GGUUGAGAGAAUGCCAAGAGUGCAAAGCUGUCAUCAAGGCAAAGGGUGGCUACUUUGAAGAAUCUAAAACAUAUUUGGAUUUGUUUAACACUUUUUUGGUUUCUACAUGAUUCCAUAUGUGUUAAUAGUUUUGAUGUCUUCACUAUUAUUCUACUAAUGUAGAAAGUGGAAAAUAGUACAAAUAAAGAAAAACCCUUGAAUGAGUAGGUGUCCAAACUUUUGACUGGUACUGUAUAUACAGUGAACAAAAAUAUAUAUGUAACAUGCAAUAAUUUCAAAGAUUUUACUUAGUUACAGUUCAUAUAAGUAAAUCAGUCAAUUUAAAUAAAUAAAUUAGGCCCUAAUCUAUGGAUUUCACGUGACUGGGCAGGGACGCAGGCAUGGGUGGGCCUGGGAGGGUAUAGGCCCACACGAAGGGGAGCCAGGCCCAGCCAAUCAGAAUUGAGCUUUUCCCCACAAAAAGGAUUUAUUACAGACAGAAAUACUCAGUUUCAUCAGCUGUCCGGGUGGCUGGUCACAGACAGGUGAAGAAGCCGGAAGUGGAGGUCCUGAGCUGGCAUGGUUACAUGUGGUCUGCGGUUGUGGAAAAGGAAAAUGCAAUGAAUAUUUACUCUGAGCUGCACUUCAAUAGGUUGGUGGUAGAUGGAAGGCCGUGUUGCCCAGCAGAAUCCUUUGUCCUUUGAAGAGUGGUGGUGAACGGGAAAUGUUCUAGUGUUAUCGUUGUGUGGUGGACGGGAUGCUCCAUCUGUCCCCUCCUAGCCAACGUUUACAGGGGCUGUUGCAAACUCAACGGCUAGGAGGUAUCUGUCACGUUCUGCCCAUCCCUGUUAGCACCAUGACUAUCGGGAUUUUUGGCACGUGGGACCAUCAGUUCAAUGCCACUGAGCAAGCACUCACAGAUAAGAUCAAGAACAACCCUUGCUAUCCAUUCACUAUAGUGAAGGACGUGUUUGUUCUUGAAUACCUGCAUGAAAACAUCUGGAAAGGUUCACUGCUACUGAUCGCUUCCACCAUUGGAACUGCCUGUUACAUGAACAUGGAGUUUGGGGUGUGUGAGUGCUCCCAUGAGGAAUAGGCACACAACCUGAAAUUGCCCGACAUGCUAUUUCUCUUUUUUUAAUACGGGUUGAAAAGGGAGAAUUGUAAACACAUCUCACAUGUUUAGUUUUCCCUUUGUGAGCAGUUAUAAAUCUCAUACCAUUAACUGUUGUCCUAGUCCUUUCUUCAGUCGUUCUCCCUUCGACUGACCUUUACCAUAACCUUUAAGCUUACCUCUUCCUGGUUCAGGACCAUCACAAGUAUACUGGGUUCCUGGUGUUCAGCAUGUGUCUCUCUCUGUGGCUGGUCUGUUCCGGGGCCUUCCGCCGGCGCCUGGUGAUCGAUCACAAGAAGAAGGAGUACCGCUACUACAUCCACACACACCUACGCCACAGGGGCCCCUUGCACCAGAUCUACAUACGCAUGAUAGCGCAGAAAAGUGGACAGGUACUGCUGAUGUACAAGCUGAUGCUGAAUGGAUACAAGAUUGAAGAGAGGGAACUCAGUGGCUUCUCAGAGAAAUAUGAGCUGUUGGAGUGCCAGGGCAGGAGGAUAGCGACGAAACUCAACCUCAAUUACUUUGACUACCAGGACACUUCUAAACGCCACCUUGUCAUCCACAGGCCCAAAAUCAUCCUGUCUGCUAACAAUGAUCGCAACAAUCCACCUGUCUGAGGAUGAGGAAGUUCCUCUGUGAUCAAUCACGUGGUGCUGUCAGUGUCCCUGCCAUGUAGCCUUUACCCUAUCCUUAUUCCAUAAACAGACCAAAUUUAAAUAUUGUGUUUCUAACUGUAAUCAAAUGUCUCUGUGUCUUUUUCAUGAUAGUUUUCUGAAAUAUCUCUUGAAAUCAUUGAUUUGGUCUUCAUCCUGUAACACCAACACAGUUCUUGAGAAUGUAAGAAUGAAACACUAACAAUGUUUUACUAGCCAGAUCCCGCCUUCCUUCUAGAAUGACCCAAUGAAAAUACAGAAAUAGACAUUCACAUAAAUUUAACAGGGCCAGUGUGUUUAUCGCAGCGCAGCGGUCUAAGGCACUGCAUCUCAGUGCUUGGGGCGUCACUACAGACACCCUGGUUCGAAUCCAGGCUGUAUCACACCUGGCCGUGAUUGGAGUCCCAGCGGCGCACAAUUGGCACAGCUUUGGCCGGGGUAGGCCGAAUUUGUUCUAAACUGACUUUCCUAGUUAAAUGAAGGUUAAAUAAAAAAUGUUUUAAAAAAAUCAGGGUUGCCAUGUUCGUGAUAUUCUAGCCAAUUGGGCUACUUUGAAAACGAUGUCGCUGGUGAAAAUCUAUUGAUCGUAGGGGGGGCGGGUUUUUGGAAUAAUUCUAAAUUGCACUGCGGCUGCCAUGUCAUUUAUCUUAAAAAAUAUUAAUACAGUAUAUUUCAUUGUGACCUGCUGCUGCUGACUAUCAGGCAGUGACUAGGCUGUUACAGGGGGAGUGGAGGGGAGGGGGAGGGCCAAAGGUGUGUGUGUGUGUGUGUGUGUGUGUGCGUUGAGAGCACUGGUUGAGAUAGUGCUGCUGCAGAGGCAGCUGAGUCACCGCGACAGAGCAGCACGUCAUGACAAUGUUUUACCAGUUGUAGGUAGGCUAUUUAGAAAUGUCAUUAUGGAGACAUUAUUUAUCCAUAAAACAUAUUAACGCUUUAGAACUUACAUAACAGCAACAAAGCAUUGGAAAACGACUUCAUCUGCAUUGUUUGGGGUUUUAGGCUGGGUUCCUGUAUAGCACUUUGUGACAUCUGCUGAUGUAAAAAAGGGCUUUAUAAAUGCAUUUGAUUGAUUGAGAUACAUUCUAAAUUGCAUUCUAAUGCCGACUUUUCUCACGGAUAACCGUGUCAAGCUAAGGGUUUUACUCGUGCUCAGUUAUAGGGUUUAAAUUUGAAGUUAUGGAACUCGUGCUUCUGUUAUGGGGAAAAAGUCCACAAUGAAAAUGACAUUAAAUGUGGAGAAUUAUGGGGGACAUUUGCAUUUGUUGGCCAUCAAGUAGGCUAUUAAUUGAUAUGGCAUGGCAUUGUAUAGCCUGCCAUUUGCUACAAUAAAUAUGUUGAAUUUACGAUAUCAAUGGAGUCAUUGCAAAUCAAUUUGUGCCACUUGUGCAGCCCACCUGGAGCUGGUAAACGGUUUUAAUAAAUUGCCUAUAACUCA